Messenger RNA from Aureobasidium vineae, 2325 nucleotides. Lineage: Eukaryota; Fungi; Ascomycota; Dothideomycetes; Dothideales; Saccotheciaceae. The record is from the annotation of a GenBank genome assembly.
AUGGCCGACCUCCCGGCCCAGCCCAACUUGCGCGUCACCAUCAUCGCCGCCGACGGCCUCUACAAGAGAGACGUCUUCCGUGAGUUCCCCUCCACUGCCCGCUGCCCGCUGCCCGCUCCCACCAUCAAUGGCGAACAAACAAAGACGACGGGCGUCAUCAAGAAGACGCUCAAUCCCUACUGGAAUGAGAGCUUUGACAUAGCAAACGAAGAGAGCAUUCUCGCCGUUCAAAUCUUUGACCAGAAGAAGUUCAAGAAGAAGGAUCAGGGUUUCCUCGGUGUUGUCAAUGUCCGUGUUGGCAGUGUCAUCGACCUGGACGCUGGUGGUGACGAAAUGCUCACCCGCGACCUUCGCAAGAGCAACGACAACCUGGUAGUCAACGGCAAGCUCAUUCUCAACCUGUCGACUAACCUUCGUCCGGCUGCAACUCCCGCCGCCGCUGCGACCGCCUCUCGACCCAACGGCGCCGCUUCAACAACCACACUGGACGCCCCUCCUCCGGCGAGCGCCUCGGCUUCGCGCCAGCCCAGCACGUCGGGCGAUACAUCAGCUCCGCGCACUGCCGGUUUCAGCGCGUUCGAGGACUCCCAAGGCCGCUUACCUCCAGGAUGGGAACGAAGAGAAGACAACCUCGGACGCACAUACUACGUCGACCACAAUUCCAGGCAGACCACAUGGGUCCGCCCAACCGCCAAUUUCAAUGCUGGUGAACAGCGCCAGGCCAACGAAGCAGAGACGCAAGCGCAGCGUGCGCGACACCAGAAUCGCAUGCUGCCUGAUGAUCGUACAGGUGCCAGCUCACCAACUUUGUCGGGCGGUCAAAAUUCGCCUCCUAAUGGUGCUGCCGCCGCUGCCGCUGCCGGAACUUCUAACCCUCAGGCAAUGUCAAUGAUGGCUACUGGUACUACUACUGCUGGUACAGGCGAACUGCCUGCCGGUUGGGAACAGCGCCAUACACCAGAAGGCCGCGCCUACUUUGUCGACCACAACACACGUACUACUACAUGGGUCGACCCCAGGAGGCAGCAGUACAUCCGCAUGUACGGUCAAAACGCUGCACAAGGCACUAUUCAACAGCAGCCUGUUUCACAGCUUGGUCCUCUGCCCAGUGGAUGGGAAAUGCGUCUCACCAACACUGCCCGCGUCUACUUUGUCGACCACAACACCAAAACCACCACCUGGGACGAUCCUCGCUUGCCGUCAUCACUCGAUCAGAACGUGCCGCAAUACAAGCGUGACUUCAGAAGGAAGCUCAUUUACUUCCGUUCUCAACCAGCUCUUCGCAUCCUGUCUGGACAAUGUCACGUCAAGGUCCGACGUUCUCAUAUUUUCGAGGAUUCAUAUGCCGAGAUUAUGCGCCAAAGUCCUAGUGAUUUGAAGAAACGACUGAUGAUCAAGUUCGAUGGUGAAGACGGUCUCGACUACGGUGGUCUCUCUAGAGAGUUCUUCUUCCUUUUGUCUCACGAGAUGUUCAACCCCUUCUACUGUUUGUUCGAGUACUCGGCCAUCGACAACUACACGCUACAGAUCAACCCUCACUCCGGUAUCAACCCAGAGCAUCUUGGCUACUUUAAGUUCAUUGGGCGUGUUGUAGGUCUCGCCAUUUUCCACAGACGCUUCCUGGACGCCUUCUUCAUUGGAGCUUUCUACAAGAUGAUUCUUCGCAAGAAGGUCAGUCUUGCAGAUAUGGAAGGUGUCGAUGCCGAUUUCUACCGCACCUUGAGUUGGACUCUUGACAAUUCCAUCGAGAAUGUCAUUUUCGAGCACUUCUGUGUCGAGGACGAAGUCUUUGGCGAGAAGGUCACCAUUGACCUCAAGCCUGGUGGUAGAGACAUUGAAGUCACCGACGACAACAAGAGAGAAUACGUCGAAAUCAACAAACGUGUCGAGGAGCAGUUCAACGCCUUUAUCCAAGGGUUCCACGAGCUCAUCCCGUCAGACCUUAUCAACGUCUUUGACGAGCGUGAACUCGAGCUUCUCAUUGGUGGUAUCUCAGAAAUCGAUGUCGACGACUGGGCCAAGAAUACCGAUUACCGUGGCUACGAUGAGAAGGAUCCCGUCAUCCAAAACUUCUGGAAGCAAAAAUCUCGCCUACUGCAAUUCGCAACCGGUACCUCGCGUAUCCCCGUCAACGGCUUCAAGGAUCUGCAAGGAAGUGACGGACCCCGUCGCUUCACGAUCGAAAAGUCGGGCGAAGAAGGUCAAUUGCCCAAAUCGCAUACUUGCUUUAACCGUCUCGACUUGCCGCCGUACAAGACAUAUGAAGCGCUCAACGCCAAGCUUCUAUGGGCUGUCGAGGAAACGGUUGGGUUCGGACAGGAGUAG